Messenger RNA from Mandrillus leucophaeus (drill), 513 nucleotides. Its product is annotated as nucleoredoxin-like. Lineage: Eukaryota; Metazoa; Chordata; Mammalia; Primates; Cercopithecidae. The record is from RefSeq and is a predicted model, not a curated record.
AUGCACAGAGGAAUCAGGGUCGCCGCUGCCUGCCUACCCACCUGCUUAUGCGCUGGGGUUGUGGUGGGCCAAGAUGGGCUUCUUGGAGGAGCAGCUUGGUUAGAAGCUGGUGAUGAGCAACAGCAAGGACGACCAGUGGCAGUGACUAUCCCCUACACUGAAGAGGCCUGGAGGUCAGACCCCAACUGGCUGUAUAGAAUCCAAGAUUCUGAGGAUGACAGAGAGUCCCAGGAAGCCAAGCAACUGAUUCAGCCAAUAGCUGAGAAAAUCAUUGCCAAGUGCAAAGCCAAAGAGAAGGAGCAUCACUUCCAUUUUUUUGUACCUGAGGAGGAUGACAUGAUUGACUUUCUGCAAGGUUACACCAACCCUCCUGAGGCUGCCCCUUUGCUCACUACCCUGGACAUGUCAACACUAACCGAGUAUGUGAUGGACGUGGAGGAGAUCACCCCUGCCAUUGUGGAGGCCUUUGUGAAUACCUUCCUGGCAGAAAAGUUCAAUCCGGAGCCCAUCUAA